Bombyx mandarina (wild silkworm) is the source of this 3017-nucleotide messenger RNA. RefSeq names its product exostosin like glycosyltransferase 3 (gene botv). Gene Ontology annotation, cellular component: membrane. Lineage: Eukaryota; Metazoa; Arthropoda; Insecta; Lepidoptera; Bombycidae. Gene Ontology annotation, molecular function: glycosyltransferase activity. The record is from RefSeq and is a predicted model, not a curated record.
GCGGGCUUUAAGUUGUUGAUGAAAGAAAAAUUCGUAUGUAAUGUUUUUGUUUGGACUUUCUGUGAAUGGGUAGCCAUGGAAGAACAUUUCAGGAACUUUAUUUAAUUGAUAAAGUUACAUUGGGAAGUAUGUGGCUCUGAAUUAGAAAUCUCUCGAAAAAGUUAAGGUUGUAAACAUAUCCAUAAUGAAUAUAAUAUAUGAACGUUUUUGUUUGUGGUUGGGACAUUUGAAACUAUCACGUGUAAUAAUAUUGGUCUCGGUGAUAUUAUUUGUUGUGCCACUUUUUACGCACUACUAUUUAUCAAAGUAUGAAUCAAUGUCAAUAUCACAGGGUGACAAUGCUUUGAGGUACAAUCUCGAGGCAUUUAGUGAUAUAUCCACUAAGAAUGUUGCGGAUCUCAAAGUUAGAAUAGAAGAAAUGUUAAGAAUAAAGGCAUCAGUAUCAACAGAACUCCGAGAGCUAGAGGCAAAACGAGGUCGCUUACAACGUGAGGCUGCAGCGGCAAGCUCAAAAGCAGAUAAUGCAAAAGCAGAGUAUGUAAGAGCAGCUGCAGAAUUACAAAGGCUCAGAGUGUCAGCUGAUCAAGCGCGACUGGCCCAGUUAGAAGCAAUACGUAGGGAUUCGCCUGAACUUGCACCACCUAUUCAAAUAGUGCCGUUACAACCGCCAUCAAUUCUUCCUUCCUUAAGUCCCAGCAAUGAAAUAAAUUGUAGAAUGUUUUCAUGUUUUGAUCACUCACGAUGUUCCCUUACUUCGAGCUUCCCUGUAUAUCUUUAUGAUCCCGAUAUAUACACUCCAUUAACUGGUGCAGAAGUAGAUGGGUUUCUUAAAACUACUUUACGUCAAACUUUAGGAUAUAAUGCUCAUCUGACACAUAACCCAAAUGAGGCCUGUAUUUACCUUAUUAUUGUAGGAGAAUCUUUUCCAUUUACCAAAGACACUACUACUGUCUCAGACUCCUACAAACUUUAUCUCAAUGGGUCAGCUAUUACUACCUUACCUUACUGGGGUGGCGAUGGGCGUAACCAUGUGUUAUUGAAUUUAGCCCGACGUGACUUAUCUGUCGGUUCUGGUGAUGCUUUUAGAGGAGCAUCCACAGGAAGAGCCAUGCUAGCUCAAUCUACAUUUACGCACAAUCAUUUUAGACCAGGUUUUGAUGUAAUCACACCACCGGCACUAGGCCCUCCGGGUGGUGAUGUUUGGGCAGAUUGUGCGCCUAUAUCUCCCGCAAGAAGAAAGUACUUGCUCAGUUUUCAGGGUUUACAACCACCGCCUAAAGGAUUAGACAAGGAUCAAGAUGGAACGUUGAUAUCAUUGCUAGAAAAAAUGGUGAAAACAGCACCAGCGUCUGAUGUUUUUUUUCUGCAGUUCGAAUGUGAUCCUCCAGUGGAGAAACGCGUAACUUUGCCGAUAGGCGAUUGGGCGCUUUGUGGAACGGAUAGAUCGAGGCGUGCCGUAUUGCGUGAUUCCACUUUUGUACUCAUACUUGCGCCUGCUGAUCGAAAUUACGUUACAACAGCUCUACUACAGGCUAGAUUGUAUGAAGCGCUCAGAUCUGGUGCUAUACCUGUCGUCCUAGGCGGUGACAGAAUUCGUCUGCCAUACGAAGAGGUAUUGGAUUGGAAACGCGCCGUAAUCUUACUGCCGAAAGCGCGGGUCACGGAAAUGCAUUUUUUAAUGAGAUCUUUUCCCGACGCCGACCUUUUAGCUCUACGAAGACAGGGUAGAGUACUUUGGGAAAGAUAUUUGAGUUCAGUUCAGGCCAGCAUUGAUUCAUUGUUGGCAACUAUUCGCACCCGCUUACACAUUCCGCCAAAACCAGUGCCUCAUACCGUCGGGUUGCCGGCUUUUAAUGACUCAUACUUUCCUCCUCGAGUAGAGCCAGCCGCGGUCGACGCAGAGCCCGAGGAGACGCUAGGUCCGCUGGAGGCUCCGUAUUCGAGCCCAACAUAUCAGCGAAAUUUCUCCGUCGGCCUGUUGCACGGAUACGAAUUAUGGAACGAGUGGGGUGAACCUUUCGCUCUGUAUCCACAACUACCGUGGGAUCCGACGGUGACGUCUGAAGCUCGUUUCUUGGGGUCGGCGGCGGGUUUUCGGCCCGUGGGCGCUGGGGCUGGCGGUUCGGGACGCGAAUUUAGCGAAGCUCUGGGUGGAGAUCGACCUCGCGAACAAUUCACCAUAGUCAUCCUCACGUAUGAACGCGAGGCGGUUUUAGCAGCAGCACUGGCACGAUUACGCGGUCUUCCAUAUCUGAAUAAGGUAGUUGUGGUGUGGAAUGGUCCUUCGAGCGCAGGAGCGGGUUCUUGGCCGGAGAGCGGCGCGCCGGUGGCGGUGGUGCGUGGCUCGCGGAACUCCCUCAACAACCGUUUUCUGCCCUACCAGCUGAUCGAAACCGAGGCCGUACUGUGCGUUGACGACGACGCGCAUCUACGACACGACGAGAUCAUAUUCGCGUUCCGCGUCUGGCGCGAGCAUCGUGAUCAGAUUGUGGGCUUUCCCGGUCGCUACCACGCCUGGGAUCUUAAUUUUAAUAAUGGAUUCCUCUACAAUUCGAACUAUAGCUGUGAGCUAAGCAUGGUGUUGACUGGAGCGGCGUUCGUCCAUCGCUACUACUUAUGGGCGUACUGGCGAGUACUGCCCGCCGCCAUGAGAGAUUACGUCGACGAAUAUAUGAACUGCGAAGACAUUGCGAUGAACUUCCUAGUUGCUCACAUCACUAGGAAGCCUCCCGUAAAGGUGACGUCACGAUGGACGUUCCGAUGUCCCGGUUGUCCGGUUACGUUGUCAGCCGAUGAAACACAUUUUCACGAACGUCACAAAUGCAUACAAUUCUUCACACAGGUAAUGGGUUACACGCCGCUGUUGUCAACGCAAUUCCGAGCUGAUUCGGUACUAUUCAAAACGAGGAUACCGCACGACAAACAGAAAUGUUUCAAGUUCAUAUAGAACACCGAAUUAUUAGCUAAAUUAUAAAGUCGUCCUGCUCUGAGUUCAUAGUCUAAUUAUUAUAUUUUUG